AUGCCGGAGAAGCCGCCGUUUGAGCCGCCCCAACCGCCCGUCCAGGUUGCGGAAAUGGCCAGGAUGUAUCCCGCAACUCAUGCGCACAUGCUGAAGCGGUCCGACUACGUGUCAAAUGUUUAUGCAAUUCAGAAUCUCCUCGAAAUCGGAGACCCGGGAUGGAAUUGUGAGCCCAAGGAUGUGAAAUUGGCCUACCAAGUCAUUGGCAGUAACCUCGAAUCCUGGGUUGUCGACUACGCCCUCGCGGAUCUUGGGAAGGACUGGGAAACACUGAGGGCGAGGUUUCCCCGGAUGGUCCGGAAAUACUGCGCGGAGACUUUGGCGGGCGCUUUUCUUUACAAAACCAUUCUAACGAAGAUCUUCCAGCAAUCGUUCUGGUAUCUCGAUGGACAUUCGAACGAGGACCAAAGGGACGAUCAAGGGUUUGCACCAAAGCUUCAGUAUCUUUAUGAGCGAUUCUUUCAGACAAACCCCAAAGCUGCGGUCGUGUGGAAGCGAGCGACCCAUCGUCUGGCUAAAGCGACACGUCCCGGGCAAGCUCGGGACCUGGACUUUGGCAAAUACAACCAGCAACGUCAGGAAGAUGCGAUCCAAACCUGGGCCGACGAGUUACUGGCCAGUGAGACGUUUGGUCUGCUGCUCAUUUCGCGACUGACGCGGAAAGACCUGGCUCAACGGCGGGACGAUCUCCUCCUCAUUUUCCAAAAAGCCGUGGCUGCGAUGGAAAGGUGCGAAGCAUUUCUGGGCGGCCACAUCGAACUACGGAGCCUGUCCAAACUGAACGAAACAUACCAGCCUGGGACGGAAAAUAUGGUUCACCAUUUCUGCCACGGAACCACCAGCCAGGGCUCGACUCUGGAGGGGCGUCGGAUCCUGCUCGUCACUCAGCCGACAGUAAUCUACCAUCAUCAUAAUGUGGCCCCGGGGCCCAAUCACCAAUCCACCGCCACGAUCAUUAGCAAAGCUUCAGUGGUAUUGGAAAAGAAAGACCAGGAUGCGGGGAGCAGUGAGGACGACCACGACAUGGAUAUCUCGGGCCUCGCGGGGGCGGAGAUCCGGCGGAGGAAGAACACAGACCGGGAUGAUUUUGCGCCACUUCCCGACAACGAAUGGGCCGGGGUGAACCUCUUGUGA
Aspergillus ibericus CBS 121593 is the source of this 1134-nucleotide messenger RNA. RefSeq lists its product as uncharacterized. Lineage: Eukaryota; Fungi; Ascomycota; Eurotiomycetes; Eurotiales; Aspergillaceae. The transcript has 3 exons. The record is from RefSeq and is a predicted model, not a curated record. The coding region runs from base 1 to 1134 and encodes 377 amino acids.